AUGCAUUGUAAUCGUACAAACGGUAUGCCUCGUGGAGACUUUAACAUCUAUUUUGCCAGCGGCAGAAGGGGAUAUGUCAGAGCUGAGGAGGCAGUAGGCAUAGCUCUGCUGGUGGUCAUCCUGGCAGCUCUCCUCAUCCUGGGCUGCUGGUAUUUCAAAAAAAGGAGUGGCUACAAAAUAAUCAGGAGCCCCAGGUCUGGGUCAUCAGGUCACACAGGAGGCCAGUACUCAGAGGCUGGACCUUCAGCAGAUAACAAGAUGGCUCUCACAGACUUUGGCAGCUUCCGACCAGCGGUUCCUAAUGCUCCUCCAGCCUAUGAAAAGAUCUCUUCAGGGCCGCUGCCUCCUCCCUAUUCCCCCUAA
This is a messenger RNA of Scomber japonicus (chub mackerel), 363 nucleotides long. It is a transcript of the gene mlana, whose product is annotated as melan-A. The transcript has 4 exons. Gene Ontology annotation, cellular component: melanosome. Bases 1 to 363 code for a protein of 120 amino acids. Lineage: Eukaryota; Metazoa; Chordata; Actinopteri; Scombriformes; Scombridae. The record is from RefSeq and is a predicted model, not a curated record.